Molecule: messenger RNA, 8456 nt
Organism: Corythoichthys intestinalis (scribbled pipefish)
Lineage: Eukaryota; Metazoa; Chordata; Actinopteri; Syngnathiformes; Syngnathidae
Product: protein bicaudal D homolog 2-like
Exons: 10
Coding region: 298-2862 (854 amino acids)
Molecular function (GO): dynein complex binding; cytoskeletal adaptor activity
Source: RefSeq, a predicted model, not a curated record
UACACGCCCACUCCUGCGCUAGUGCAGGGACAAGCCGGCGAAGGGGUGAGGAAAACCCCAGACGAUGAGGCAUUCCUUAGUGAUUGCAGCGAAUAUCCUAAGUGGGGUUUGAACGGAGUCAUCUACAUGAUCAAAGACGCUACAGCGGCAACGAAAAACGCUAACAUAGCAAUCAUGCAAUUCAAAUACAGACGAAUUUAAGCAACCAACCGUUCUUCAAGGACACAUCGCCUGAACAGGGACCGCAUCCUUCUUGUCUGAGACCAGCUGGUUGAAGCGUCGUCAUCCGUCACGAAAAUGUCCGUGGAAGAUCAGGGCUACCCCGACCCGUUGGUGUUGCUCAAGGCCGGUCCGGAAUGGAUGCGGGCCGAGAUUCAACGUCUGGCCCGGGAACUGGGCGAAACCACCAACGAGAAGAUCCAGGCAGCUGAGUAUGGGUUGGCGGUACUGGAGGAGAAACAGCAGCUCAAACAGCAGUACGACGAGCUGGAGAUAGAGUUUGAAGGUGUAAGGCAGGAGCUCGACCUACUGAAAGAGGCAUUUGGACAAGCCUACUCCAACCAUCGGAAAGUGGCAGCGGAUGGGGAGAGCCGAGAGGAAUCCCUUAUUCAGGAGUCGGCCUGUAAGGAGGCAUACUAUGAGCAGAGGGUCCUUGAACUGCAGAAUGAGCUUCGCCAAACUCGCAACAUUCUCACUAACACCCAGUCUGAGAAUGAACGCCUGAGCACGAUCUCCCAAGAAAUAAGAGAGAACAGUCAGAUGGUGGAGCUCCAGAGGAAUCAGUUGCGUGAUGACAUCAAGGAGUACAAGUUCCGGGAGGCUCGUCUGCUUCAGGAUUACACCGAGCUGGAGGAGGAAAACAUCUCUCUGCAGAAGCAGGUCUCAGGGCUCAAGCAGAGCCAGGUUGAGUUUGAGGGUUUGAAGCAUGAAAUCCGUCGUCUGGAGGAGGAUAUGCAGUUCCUGAACAGCCAACUUGAGGAUGCCAUCCGCCUAAAAGAGAUUGCAGAGCGACAGCUGGGUGAAGCACUUGAGACCAUCAAGACUGAGCGUGAGCUGAAAGCCUCUCUGAGGAAGGAGCUCUCCCACUACAUGAACAUUGGGGACUCAAUUUACAACACUCCUCUAAGUAUCUCUCUGGACGGCCUCAAAUUCUGCGAUGACGGUACCACCGAGCCCAACAAUGACGAUGCUCUUCACAGCUCCGAGAAUGGCUUCAGCAAGCUGCUCAACGAUGACAACCGUAUAUCCAAAGAGGAGGAGCUAUUCCAGCCGGCACCAAGUCUUGUGGAUGAUAUACUGAGUGAGCUUAACAUCUCUGAGAUCCAGAAGCUUAAGCAGCAACUGAUACAGAUGGAGCGCGAGAAGGUGAACCUGCUUUCCACUCUGCAGGACUCCCAGAAACAACUCGAACAGGCCAAUGGUGCUCUGUCAGAGCAUCAGGAGAAGGUGAAUCGUCUGACAGAGAACCUAAAUGCCAUCCGCAAGCUUCAGGCCAGCAAGGAGCGCCAGUCUGCCCUGGAUAAUGAGAAAGAACGUGAUAGCAAUGAAGACGGAGACUACUAUGAGGUGGACAUUAAUGGGCCAGAGAUCUUGGAGUGCAAGUACAAGGUUGCUGUGUCAGAAGCUGGAGAACUAAAGGAGGAACUCAAGACUUUAAAGGCAGAGUACCAGGCGUGUCAGUCCCGCUAUGAAGAGGAGCGCACCAGGCUGGAGAAUGAUGUCACUACACUCGGAGAGAAGCUUUCCACUCUGGAGAAAACAAGAGGUUUAGAGAAAGAUGAGAAGGACAAAAUGGAGAAGGAGCUACAGAAGUUGAGUGACGUGGCUGGCGAAUCUCAGGGCAGUUUGAAUGUGGCUCAAGAUGAGCUGGUUACGUUCAGCGAAGAACUGGCAACCCUCUACAACCAUGUAUGCAUGUGCAACAAUGAGACUCCCAACCGCGUUAUGCUCGACUUCUACAAAGAGGGCAAGGCAGGGCGCAACAGCCCCGAAGGUCGGGGCCGCCGUUCCCCCAUCCUACUUACCAAGGGCCUCUUCCCGGAGCCUCUUAAGACCGAGGCCAGCGAUGGUGCUCCAUCUCCGGGCUCUUCCCUGCCUUCUCCUGUCUCUGAGCAACGUCGUGAGCCCAUGAACAUCUACAAUCUGGUGGCCAUUAUAAGGGACCAAAUCAAGCACUUGCAGUUGGCUGUUGACCGCACCACAGAGCUGUCUCGCCAGAGGGUGGCAUCUCUGGAACUUGGCACCGUAGCAGAUAAGGAUAAGGAGGCCUGCAUGGAGGAGAUCCUUAAACUGAAAUCCCUCCUCAGCACAAAGAGAGAACAGAUUGCUACACUGAGGACUGUUCUGAAGGCUAACAAGCAGACAGCUGAAGUUGCUCUUGCAAACCUAAAGAGCAAGUAUGAAAAUGAGAAGGCAAUGGUAACUGAGACCAUGAUGAAAUUGAGGAAUGAGCUCAAAACCCUAAAGGAGGAUGCCGCCACCUUUUCCUCCCUCCGUGCUAUGUUUGCCACACGGUGUGACGAGUACGUCACUCAGUUGGAGGCCAUGCAGAGGCAGCUAGCUGCAGCAGAGGAUGAAAAGAAGACCCUCAACUCUCUGCUGAGGAUGGCUAUCCAGCAGAAGCUGGCCCUGACGCAACGCCUGGAGGACCUUGAGUUCCACCACGAGCAGACGCGCCGCACCGGCGUGCGAUCCAAGACCCGUGGCAAAGCCUCUGCAAGCGCUGCCGGCAACCCUAACAUAUGUCAGGGUCCCACCUGCUCCAGCUCUGGCCAAGUCGAGCACAGCAACGCCAUGCCCAGCGGCCUUCUGGGAGGCCCUGCGGUCUUCUGCAGCGAGAAAUGCAAGAUCUACUGCGACUGAAGCGGCUUCCGAGUCCAGGGACUGCUGUGUACAGAGGGGAGGGAGGCCCAAGUUGCCAGACCCUCCCUGCCAUAGUGUUAAAGAGCCCCACUCGCUCGCUUUGCUCCCUAGUCGGCAUGUGCUCCUCUAGGGACUGCUGUGUGACUAACCAUCUGCUUGUGUGUGCUAGUAUAAAGGCUUGGUGAUGCACAAGUGUACAGUGUGCACUCGACAUUUGGACUGUGGUAGACAAAUGCGGCAUGUGGAUUGUUUGGUCCCGAUUAUGUUCAGGGGACUUUGUGGUUAUACUGCAGCGUCUAUUCCUUCCAUAGUCUUUGUGCUGUACAUAUGAAGUACAAGGUGGUGUUUGUGGUUUUGCUUCAAUCUUCCGCCUCUUGAGUGUGUUACCCAGCAACAGGAACACACAGUGGAGAAGCGUUGAAGACAGUGAUGUCCAAAGAUGACAUCUGGUGGCACGGGUGCUCCUUCUAAAACAAAAGCUCCACUGUUAAAUGUUUACAAGAUUGAACAAAAAUAUGCAAUCUCACCCUGCAUUCCGACCAGGGGAUUGUUGUUUGAAUCGACACGUGAAAAUCCAAAUCUCGUUAUGACGGGCAGUAAAAGGAGCACCUGUGACCACUGCUAUUUAUUAUUUCAGGAUUGAGUUCAAGUUAAAGCUGUGAUGCUAGUGCAGCAAUACAGGCUCAGUAGAAACGCAUGGCUUUGCAGUUGAAUGAGCUUUUUUAAGUGCUUUUUCUGUUGUUGAGGUACAUGAUCGACUCGUGUACUACUUAGGGAGGAGGUAAUUGUGCUGAAAUGUAGGCGGUCUUUCUCCAGAGCCAUAUGAGGAGGGAGACAGGAUAUUUGACAAAUCGAUCUCCAAACUUCAAAUAAGUGCGCUUCAGCAUAUGGGGCGCCGUUUGUAAAGCAGCACAUGCCGAAAAUUAGGACAACAUUUUCUCACAUUUAGCGCCACGCAGUGGUAAAAAUGUGGUGUGAAAUGUUUGCAGUCACUUUUUUUGCACAUUUACAACAUUAUUUUAGAGCUGCAGCUAUCGAUUACUUUAGUAGUCGAUUAAUCGAUGAACUAGUUCGUCCGAUUAAUCGAGUAAUCAGAUAAGAAUAUGAAAAAUUAAAAUAUUUGAGCUGAGCCUCAAACGGUAUCAAAAAAAAAAAAGAGGCUAUAUGUACAACAAAAGAACAAUUGGCGAAUUUACAUAGCAAGAGUCCGCUAGCUUAAACGCUAUAAAACGCUAACAUUUUUUUUUACUAUGCUCUGUACAAAUGGUUCAGACACAUAUUCCCAUAAAAAAAACAGCUAAAUAUACCAAUAAACUAAAUUAUGAAUGCAUAAAAAAACAUUAGCUCAAACAAGAACUUAUAUUGGUCUUAACAGGGAGCAGUUGGAUUCAGCCAUGUGAAAUGAGGCAGACCAGAGGGCAGUGUAUCCACCCAAAUCAAUAAAACUAAAUGCAAAUACUUUCAAAAUUACAACGCCACUUUAAUUAAACGAAUACUCGAAGCAAUAAAAUUUAUUUUGAAUAUUUUUUUUCUAAUCGAAUACUCGAGUUAAUCGAUUAAUCGUUGCAGCACUACAAUAUUUAGCAACUUAAAUAUUUAUUUCUAAAUAAUAAUUAUUGGACUUGAAUGUUUAAAUCCAGAACUAAAUAUUUAUUUAAAUCUUAAAUUUAUAUUCUAUAUAUAUAGUUUAAAUUUAUAUCCUAAAUAUACAUGUGUAUCCGAAAUAUAUAUCCUAAAUCUGAAUUUUAUCCUAAAUCCUAAAUGUAUAUGUUAUAUCUAAAUAGUAUAUUUAAAUCUUGAAUCUGGAAACAGUUGAAACUAAAUAUUUAGUGCAAAUUUACAUGACUGGAAACCAGAAGUAACGGGAUUUUUGCAGAUGAAGCUAGAAAAGUCAACCUUGCUCUCCAGUCCAGUCCAACAGAGACCCCUCGUGGCUAUUCUUAGUAACUUUACAGGGCUCGUGCGUAAAAGUGACACUAAAAGCACAAAAUACUCCUUAAAUGGUUUCUCCUGAAUGUGUAUUUUACCUAAAUAUUGUUAUUAUCACAAUAAAUCAUGUCCAAGAGCCGACUGCCACCGUUGAGUAGGUUUUCAAGCAACGGAAACAGUCUGAGCUGCUCCAGCUUUUAUUUUGUUACUUCCGGUCUCCAGUCAUGUGAAUUUGCAUAUUACGCCAAAUAUUUUGUUUCAACAUUUAGGAUUUAAUAUAAACUUCAGAUUUAGGAUAUAUAUUUCGGAUACAAAUUUCAUAUAUAUAAGAUAUAAAUUUUAUUAUAUAUAUAGAAUAUAAAUUUAAGAUUUACAUUUAAGAUUUAAAUAAAUAUUUAGUUCUGGAUUUAAACAUUCAAGUCCAAUACUUAUUAUUUAAAAAUUAAGUUGCUAAAUAAUGUUGUAAAUGUGCAUUUUAAAAAAUGACUGCAAACAUUUCACACCACAUUUUUAACUGUGUGGCGCUAAAUGUGAGAAAAUGUCGUCGUAAUUUUCGGCAUGUGCUGCUUUACAAACGACGCCCCAUAUCAGCAUACUGUAGGUGCCUCAGGUUCAACCUUCUGGCAAAAAUCAAUUUUUUUCAAUUACUGUGAACAGAGCUACGGUAUAGUUUUGAACAAGAUGGUUAUUUUAAAUCAUAAAAGAGCACAAAUUGGAUGAUAAUCCUCGAAACAGACAAACUACACGGCAAAAGUGCCUGACAAAGCAAACACUUGAUAUCAUGUUCUUUGGUGACAUGAAGCCCUGACUGUGUCCUACUCUCCCUUACUCUGUCUGUGCUUCUCAUGUCUCCAAUUCGCCAUGAGUAUUGGAUUGCCAGCAUCCUUCCUGAUGUCAACCUUAACAUACAAAUGUGGAUUUGUUUAAGGGGACAUCUUGUGUUAAACCCUCUCGUGUAUGUGUGCAGAUGGAACCUCAUGCUCCUUUUUUACUUUGGUGUGCGAAGAAGCAAAGUAAUGUCUUAGUAGCCACAAUAGCUUUAACCACUUCCUGAACUUAUGUUACGCAAAUAGUAGUACAAAAAAAAAAAAAAUGAGUGGGGCUUGUGUUUUUAUACGCAACGGAUCAUAGAAAUAUUAAUCUAAUGAUUCUAAAAGCAGGGUUGAUGCGAGGGGUUCCUGCAAGAUUGAACAAAUUUUUGCAAUUUUUUUAUAUGAAAUUCUAUAUUCUUAACAUGAUCUUGUUCAGGUAAAUGAUCUUGCAGGUUCCUGCUUUAGUAUUUUUUCCCCUCUCGAAAGGGAAGAGUGUCAGACAAUAGCAUCGCGUCAACCCUGCUUGAGUGAGCACUAGUAAAGUGACCGCUCACAACUUGGAGACAGAGGCAGCCUCCUUGGAUGUCAACUCACGCUUCUGUUGAUUAGUCACCUAAUUCACAUAUUUGACAGUGACUGAGCAAAGUGGUGGACAGUUGUUGUCUUGACUACGAGAGGAAAUGGGGCGAUGGGGUUUUCCUCGAGGGAGAAACUGAGGAUUGGUUGUUCAACCAAAAGAAUUAGAUUAGCUUAGUCACCAGUUCUUCAUUUAAAGGCUCACUAAAUGCUGAACAUUAACUAGACCCAUGAUGUGGUCUUCACUUUAAUUCAUACCUGCCUAAAUCUACGUCCAAUUUACAUGGUGUUAUGUUAACAUGUCACCUGAUCGGCUCCUCCUACCUCCUACCACUUCAUCUUAAUGUUUUCUACACAUGACACUACAUAUUUAACAUCCUGCAUGUUAUAAGCAUUACUUAUGAAUUUGUGUCUCCUCUGGUCUGGGCUGCUGGUUGUGAGCAGAGAGGAGUUUUUUUGUUUUUGUUUUUGUUUUUUUGUCCAUUUUUUAUUUUAGUUUUUAAUAUGUGCACUUUCAUAAUAUAGAAUCGACUAUGAUUAACCUUUAGGAAAGCGUGGUAGUACUAUGGUUUGUGAGAUAUUCAGUAUAGAAUAUUAUGAAUACAGGUUAUUAAUAUGUGUGACCAACAAAUUAUUCAACUAAAGUUUACUUUACAAACCACAGAGCUACAAUUUUUGCCUAAUCCUAAAGGAAUGAUACAUUAAUUACUCAUUCUUUAUGUUACAUCAUAUGUUGUGCUGUUUAUUUAUCUGUUAUGUUCGUUCUACUGCCAUAUUCGCUACAAAAAUCCAGGGUGAUCUAAUUCUGGGGUUUUUCGUGUAUUUAUUAUUCCUAGGAAUAGUUCAAAAUAACUCAAUGAAACUUGACUACGCUCUCGCUUGAAUCGGUAAGUUGUAACUUGGGAAAAUUUGAGUGAUACGACUUUUCCAAGCUUCUUACCGAGGGGGCGUUCCACUGAAACCGGAUCACUGGCCUUCAGAAUUCUCUACGAUUGCGACCAUUAAAUUCCAAAUUGGAAUUGCUUCAUUCUCUCUUGGUUUAUCGUGCCAAAUCUUGGUACACCAUUUAAGGUCUGACAGACAAGCACCAACUGCAAAAAGGUGUCAUUGGGCUUGGGAUCUUUUUGCUUUGUUUAGUUCUUUGUUACUGACCAGUAGUGCCUUUCAUUGUUUCAAGGGAGAAUUAUAUAGAUUAGGGUUUUACGUUUCUUGUCAGUCUCCGGGUGAGGGUUUGGGACUCAAAAUGACAAUGAGGAGCAAUAAGCGCAAAGGGAAUUGUACCCCCUUUCUGCAUGACUGAAAAAAAAAUAGUUUUAGAAUUAGCUCGAUAGAUGCAAGAUUGUAUUGAAUUUUGCGAGUCAGUGAUCCUAUUGUUAAAUUCAGGGGUAUUAACAAAAAUGUUUUGUUUUGAAAUCAAACUUUGAGAACCAAAAGUCCCUUUGGCCUCCUGUUGUUGAACAAAUGGCUCCAAGCAUCUUUAAUGUGUUUGUGUAGCUGAGUGUAUUGGAAACUACAAGCUUUGUGAGGUGAGGUGUCAUGGGGUAUCAAUAGUAUUAUUGGGAAAAAAUGUGCAGAGGGCGCAUUUUAUCUUAAGUUUGUCUUUUUUUUUUUUUUUCAUUGGUGAGUCUUUUUCUACAUUGUCUUCAAGCAAUUUGUUUUCAGGAAACAGAAAACGAAAUCCGCGUCAACAAGCGUUAAGAGUGCCAUGAUAGCCAUUGCUCGUUUGUUGAUGCCUCAAAGUUAACAAUAUUGAAAUGAUACUAACAAGAAAAGAAAAAAAAGUGCAAUUCUGAUACUGUUUAAGAGUAAAAAGUCAAGUUUUCUGUUUGCUGGAAGCGACAGCAUUGUAAUAAUUACACUAGCUGUGCAAACUUUAUCUUGUCAUAUUGUGUUUUCAGUAUUGAUCCAUAAUAAGAGUUUGAUAUCUUUAUAUGAAAUAAUGACCACCUGUAUGUUAAUAUUUAUUUGACUUGUCAUGCAGUACUGUAUUCUUAUCAAUAAUGUGCAUUAUGAUUAGGGGUCUUGAUUACAACUACAACCGGUAAAUGUCAUAUGCAUGUUUAUCAGCCAUGGAACCUUUACACAGCAGUGAAAACAAACCGGUGAACUUUUUAAAGUGUUGGAAAAUAAGACAAAAAUUAAGUGAGAUGAAUCUGAUGUAUUACUGCUGAACUAACUCAAAUGAAAGUGUUUGGUUUGUUUUCCAGCUUGGAUGUGGUAGGAACUGUGUAAAGGUAGUCAUGCUGGCUAAAAUCAAUAAAAGUGACGUAAAUCACA